AUGACCACACGCGUCGUCCUCGCCCGUUCCCUCCGCCCAGCCGUCCGCCGCGCCACUGGCGUGCGCGCGCUCGGGACCCCGCGCGCGUUCACGAGCUACAACGGACCCGUCGCGGGCCUCACGCCCGAGCAGGAGGAGUUCCGUGACAACGUCGCCAACUUUGCCCAAAAGGAGAUUGCGCCGCGCGCGGCUGAGAUUGACAAGAAGAACAAGAUGCCCGCUGACCUCUUCCCCAAGAUGGGCGACAUGGGACUGCUGGGUGUCACUGUCCCCGAGGAGCUGGGUGGUCUUGGUCUCGGAUACCUCGAGCACACGAUCGCAAUGGAGGAGAUCUCGCGUGCCAGCGCAUCCGUCGGCCUCAGCUACGGCGCCCACUCCAACCUCAUGGUCAACCAGCUGCGCCGUAACGGUUCCGAACCCCAGAUUGCAAAGUACCUCCCCAAGCUGCUCACGGGCGAGCAUGUCGGUUCGCUGGCCAUGUCCGAGCCCAACGCCGGCUCGGACGUGGUCUCGAUGCGCACGCGCGCCGAGCUCGACAAGAGCCACGACAAGUACAUUAUGAACGGGUCCAAGUGCUGGAUCACAAACUCGCCCAUUGCGUCGACGUUUUUGAUCUAUGCAAAGUCUGAAAAGGACGCAAAGCCGUCAAAGGCCAUUACGGCGUUCCUCGUGGAGAAGGGUAUGCCUGGGUUCACGGUCGGCGAGCCGCUGGACAAGUUUGGUUCCCCACCCCCGUCAGCUACCAUUGCUGCGUCCAACCAGCUGACAGUAACCCCUCUCUUCCAGAUGCGCGGCUCGCCCACUGCCGAGAUCUUCUUUGACAACGUCGAGGUGCCCGCCGAAAACGUCAUUGGCGGCGUGGGCAACGGAGCAAAGGUCCUCAUGUCCGGCCUCGACUAUGAGCGCCUCGUCCUGUCCGGCGGUCCCCUGGGCAUCAUGCAGGCCGCGCUCGACAUGACCCUGGGCUACACGCACGAGAGGGAGCAGUUUGGCCAGAAGAUUGGCACGUUCCAGCUCAUGCAGGGCAAGCUGGCCGACAUGUACACCAAGCUCUCGGCAUCCCGCGCGUACGUGUACGCCGUCGCGCGCGCCGCCGACGCCGGCAAGGUGUCGCGCGAGGACUGCGCCGGCGCGAUCCUGUACGUCUCGGACCGCUGUGUCGAGGUCGCCAUGGACGCGCAGCAGUGCUUUGGCGGAAACGGCUACAUUAACGACUACGAGGUCGGCCGCCUGCUCCGCGAUUCGCGCCUGUACACUGUCGGCGCGGGCACGCAGGAGAUCCGCCGUGCGCUUAUUGGGCGUAUGUUCAACGAGGCGAUUGCAAAGGGCCAGGACCACCUCUGA
Apiotrichum porosum is the source of this 1344-nucleotide messenger RNA. RefSeq lists its product as uncharacterized. The transcript is spliced from 8 exons. Gene Ontology annotation, molecular function: 3-methylbutanoyl-CoA dehydrogenase activity; flavin adenine dinucleotide binding. Bases 1 to 1344 code for a protein of 447 amino acids. The record is from RefSeq and is a predicted model, not a curated record. NCBI's taxonomy places the organism in Eukaryota, Fungi, Basidiomycota, Tremellomycetes, Trichosporonales, Trichosporonaceae. Gene Ontology annotation, biological process: L-leucine catabolic process.